This is a messenger RNA of Fusarium poae, 897 nucleotides long. RefSeq lists its product as uncharacterized. The coding region runs from base 1 to 897 and encodes 298 amino acids. Lineage: Eukaryota; Fungi; Ascomycota; Sordariomycetes; Hypocreales; Nectriaceae. The transcript has a single exon. The record is from RefSeq and is a predicted model, not a curated record.
AUGUCAACCAGACAAGACGACCAUGUUUCCUCUGGUCAAGAUUACACCAACUGUGUCAACGUGGAACUGUAUGAGACCGGAAAGGGCGCAUUACGCAUCUUUAAUAUCGCGCCAAAUGACUACCAUCGCCCCGAAGUUUUUGAACGCACCGGUGCGGUUGAUAUCACAUGUUACCUUGAAAAGGUGAUCCAUGGAGUCCUGAGCCCUACUGAAUACGGAUCAAUCAUCGUCAUGCAAUGGUUCUUUCAACCAGGUAUUGGACGUCGUAUAUCCGAAGCCACUAUCAAUCUUCUAUUUGAAGUUGAGUCGACUGAUAGUGAUACCGAACUCGAAGUUAGAGACAUAUCAUUCGAAGGUACAUACAGUUUGAUUCCUACAACACAACAAAUCGAUACCACUAGGGGCGUCGAGGCCACAGCUGGCAUUCAAGAAGUCGCCCAGGCCAACUUGACUGCAAAGUGGGAAAGAACAACUACAGCAACCAUAUCCGACUCCAUCACACUCAACGGCGGAAAGCGUCUUUUCAAUCAUACGCCACCCAAGCGAAUCGCCAAAUGGGAGCUUUUCGAAAAUAAAUCCCAGCCCCAAGGGAUUCCAACUAUGCUCAAGGUGGCAAUGCUGGUUGCGAGAGAUGACGAGGACAAGUUCCAAUGCAGAGUUGACUUUGCCUGCAAGACAGACUUGAAGACAAAACUGUCGGGAAUCUUUCAAAAGAUACCAAAAGAUGAUCCGAUUAUUUUCCAACCAGACGGCUCGGAUAAAGGUAAGCGAGAAAACAGGAAUGUCACUUAUGAUGCAAAGGAUUUGGGGAACAUAUGCUUGGACGAUAUGUCUGAUGUGACUUAUCGCAGAGUUAUCUCGAACGGUGAAAAGAUUUGGAAGUCGUCAGAUCCAUAG